GGACACAGUCCCGGAAAAGCGGGCUUAACGAGUUAAUUGUGGAAUCUGGGUGGUGGGCAUAUGGGUGUUCGCUGUAAACGUCUUCCAACUUUUCUCUCUGUUUGAAAAUUUUCGUAAUAGAAUGCUGGAGGGAGAAAAAAAGAUAUUUAACUGCAACCAGUUAGGACCACUGCCUACUUCCACUUGUUUCCGAGCCUCGUCGCAUUUCUCCCAGGAUGUCUAUUAAUGCAAGCAUGUGGUUUUUCCAGAAUUUGUUUGGACGCUGGUAUUAGUACGUUUGUAAAAAUGUAUAAUUGGUUAUGACUUCUUUUUCGUUCUAGGUAUUUACUUUCGUUCCUAUUUUUGCAUUCUCCCUAGAACGCCCCCCUAAACCUUAGACGCCUGGUGGCGGGGAGAGGGGGGGUUCCGGGCAUGGGACGCGAGAGCCUCUGCGUCGGGUACAGGAAGGCAGUCACGUGACAGUGCCGCCAUCUUCCUUCCUGGCGGACGCUCCUGGCGACGUCUGCGUCCCUGCCCUACUGCGCAGGCGCGGGGCGAAGCGCGCUGCCCUCCGGCCGGGGCGCCUUCUUCCCAGGUCGGGAUCUCCUGGGUCGCGAGGGGUUGGGAUCCGCGAGGAGAUUCAGCCUUAGCAUGGCGACCGUCUUCAUCAAGAAGAUGGUGGUCUCUGUCGCGCGCCCUCUCCUGCGUCUGAGUUCUUGCACAGGGGGUCCCCGCGCGCUCUCCACACUCCUUUUGGGACCCCUUCGAGCUGCACUUCCCGUCGAGGCGAAGCCCAGCCCGGCGGUGGCCUCGCUUCUGUCCAGUCGCCUCGCGCCGUGCCUGCCCCCUGCUCUGGGGUUCAAGACCAAGGGCGUCAUUAAGAAGCGCUGCAAAGACUGUUACCGGGUGAAGAGGCGUGGGCGGUGGUUCAUCUACUGCAAGACCAACCCGAGGCACAAGCAGAGACAGAUGUAGCCCCCCUGGCUGUGCAGUAAUGUGGGAAGUCUGUCAUUUCCUUGGGAAAUGGUUUUACCUUGCUGAGAAAAAUAAAAUGGAACGUUCUGUUGUCUAA
Messenger RNA from Equus caballus (horse), 1051 nucleotides. It is a transcript of the gene MRPL36, whose product is annotated as mitochondrial ribosomal protein L36. Lineage: Eukaryota; Metazoa; Chordata; Mammalia; Perissodactyla; Equidae. Gene Ontology annotation, molecular function: structural constituent of ribosome. Gene Ontology annotation, biological process: translation. The record is from RefSeq and is a predicted model, not a curated record. Gene Ontology annotation, cellular component: mitochondrial large ribosomal subunit; ribosome.